AUGACCUUUCUAGUUCCAAACCGUUGCCCUUUACCCCCUUGUCUGCUAUCUGAGAUUGCCCCGCGGCGCUCGGAACGUACUGUUCACGCGCCAACAGCCUUACCAGAGUUGUUGACGCAAUCGAUAACCUCAACUCACCACGAACAAGGCCCCGCAACUAAGCUAGGAAUGCAAGGGCCCUUCGUGCUGGACAUUCUCAAUACUGCCCCAAUAGGCUACUUGAUCCGGAAUCUGAGUGGCCGAAUGGUAGAGAACAAGGGUCUGCUGAUUGGUCAACUCAGUCAGAAUGAUUUUGAUGAGGUGGUUGACCUGAUAUUGCCUAAGGUUUCGUCUGGAUUUCUGGACAAAGCUAUGGAACAAAGGUUGAAAAGUAUCGGAGACACCGACUUGAGGAACGCUCUAGGCAAGGCAAACAUCAGUAUCAUCUGCCAACGCUGUCAAGAGCCUACUGAUUCCAGUCGAAGAACAGAAGAACGGGGCGAUUGCCAUCGCAUGCGGAGCCAUGGAACGUCGAGGGAAGCUUUGGCUGCUAGUCAUGGCAGCAAAACGCGUUUUAAUCCCCCAUUACAAACCGCGCGAGAGCAGGUAGCCUUGUACAGGUCGAAUGGAAUGCCAAGAACCCGAUUUCAACCCGAUAGCAUCAUGUUGACAAUCCACCAGAAUCUUUUCCACGAUAAUUUUAGCCCAGGCCUACAUGGACGGUCCCCAGCCAAACGUGUACGUUUUUGGUCCGAAUAUUCCUCUUGCGGCCGGGCGACACGUCCGGGUCCCAACAGCCUCGACACUACGGCAGAAGCUAGCGCAAAUCGGGCCGAUGAUGACCUAAAGCCCCCGUUACAUACAGCCAACAGUUUAAUCAUCCUAGCGGACGCGGCAGCGCUUUCCGCGGAGCGCAGCGCUGGACGGAAUCAGAGAGGACUUCUUUGCUCGGACAACCAGCUUUUGGAUGCAUCAGACAACCUCGCAAUGAACAAGAACUUGGGGGCCUCAAACAAGCCCUACAAACAGAGGCCUGGUUGGACUUCUGUCAGCUACGCCAUUGCAGGAAUGGGCGCCGAAGCUCUUCCAGAUUGGAAAGACACAUUACAGAAAAUAAAGAAUGACUGCUACCAGCCGUACCUAGACGAGCAGAAAGAUCAAUUUGGUGGGGAAAAAACGGUUGUCGGGCAUGCGAUCGAUCAAACGGCGAUCUCCGAAAAGCCGCGUGUUCAGUUUCCUCAGUCUCUUUUACAGGCGCAAGAGGCCCCAAGCUUGCAGCCGGCAAAGAUCAACCUUGACCGACACCCACUUGCUAGCCAGCACGUUAUAGUGGGCACCAACACUCGAAAUCACUAG
Molecule: messenger RNA, 1335 nt
Organism: Pyricularia pennisetigena
Lineage: Eukaryota; Fungi; Ascomycota; Sordariomycetes; Magnaporthales; Pyriculariaceae
Exons: 2
Coding region: 1-1335 (444 amino acids)
Source: RefSeq, a predicted model, not a curated record